Molecule: messenger RNA, 813 nt
Organism: Myotis brandtii (Brandt's bat)
Lineage: Eukaryota; Metazoa; Chordata; Mammalia; Chiroptera; Vespertilionidae
Gene: PTRH2
Product: peptidyl-tRNA hydrolase 2
Exons: 2
Coding region: 190-729 (179 amino acids)
Biological process (GO): positive regulation of anoikis; negative regulation of anoikis
Cellular component (GO): cytosol; mitochondrion
Molecular function (GO): peptidyl-tRNA hydrolase activity
Source: RefSeq, a predicted model, not a curated record
UGGUCGCAGGAUUUCGGUUCGGGACCUGUGGGCGGAGCGAGAGGGAGAAUGACUGUUCUCUCCGCGGUUCUUGAUCCGGAACUUGUUGUCCAGGAACCGCGGAAGAGGUACCUCGUGCGAUCGCAGCGUGCUCGCUCCUCCAAAGUGAAGAACCUCAAGACGUGGGCGAGGCGAGGAGAAGCGCACUAGAUGCUCUCCAAAUCCUUGGUAAUGGAGUAUUUGGCUCAUCCUGGUGCACUCAGCGUGGCUGCUGGAGUAGCUUGUGGCAUGUGCCUGGGCUGGGGCCUCCGUGUACGCUUUGGGAUGAUCCCCAAAAGCUCAGUGAACGAGACAAACACAGAAACCAGAACUGAAGCAAGCAUCUUAGGAGAGAGUGGGGAGUACAAAAUGAUUCUUGUGGUUCGAAAUGACUUAAAGAUGGGAAAAGGGAAAGUGGCCGCCCAGUGUUCUCAUGCUGCUGUUUCUGCCUACAAGCAAAUUCAAAGGAAAAAUCCCGAAUUGCUCAAACAGUGGGAAUACUGUGGCCAGCCCAAAGUGGUGGUCAAAGCCCCUGAUGAAGAAUCUCUGAUUGCAUUACUGACCCACGCAAAGACGCUGGGACUGACUGUAAGUUUAAUCCAAGAUGCUGGACGUACUCAGAUUGCACCAGGUUCUCAAACUGUCUUGGGAAUUGGGCCAGGACCAGCAGACCUAAUUGACAAAGUCACUGGUCACCUAAAACUUUACUAGAUAGAAUUUUGUAUCAUGAUCGUCUCACCACAAAUGUUUGAAACUGUCAAAUUCUAACAAUAAAAGCUGAGUUUCUUCCCCCAA